AUGCAACGAUGCUCCACACCAACACCAUCCACGUCAUCAGCGUCAAGUGAUGAGGUAAGUAGGCAAAAUCUGAUAAGGAAUCGCGAUUCCUUAUCAGAUUUUCGGGAAAACUCGGGAAAAAACAAUAAAAAUCAAGGAACACACCGGAACAUGUGUGUGGUCUCGUCGCGCGCAGUUGUUUUUCAGUGUGCGCCUUUGAAGAGAGUACGGUGUGUGUAUUUUUUUUUUUUUCGAAAAAUUUCCAGUUUUUGAGGGUUUCAAGGGGGAAUUUCAAUUUUCCAGACACGAUCUCAACUCAACGCCUUUCCUCCCCGUUCGCCCUCCCAAAACAUCUCCCCAUCUCCCUCCCGCAAAUCCCUGGAAUCACCCGAAACCCAACUGCAACCUGCCACGCGUUUCGCGCUGGCAAAUCUGACAACUACGGUGCUACGAUUGGAUUUUUGGGAUGAUGAUGAUGCGACGGCGAUGUGAGUACUGAAAAAUUUCGAUUUUGCCACGUGGAUCUCAUUUUUUCCAGAAAAAAUAGUUUUUUUUCGGAAAAAAUUCAAUCCUCAAUUUUUCCUACAGAAAAUCUUGAAAAAUACAUUUUCCGGCUUCAAAAAUGUCAAGUUUUCAGCUUCUUCUGCAAAGAAACUUUCGACAUUGUCACAAGAUGCUUGAAUUUACCCGAAAAAGUUAUCCGAACUAUGAAAACACAUUUGGAAGGCGAAGAAGAGUUGUCCGAUAUUGCUCCGAUGAUUCUAUCGAUUCGCGAAGAUCCGAUUGUCAAAUCUGAUGGAUCUGGAGCAUUGUUGGUUCCUCUACUUUUUGCAUUUGUUGGAACUGGUGAGAUUAUUGCUCAUGUUAGCGAAAAUUUGGGGAAAAUUUGAAUAACAUAGAGCAUUGCUCAUAUUAAUGUUCGAAAAUUCCUCUUGAAUUUGAAAUUUUUGGAAACUUGCUCAUAUUAGUCUGAAAUUACACGAUUUUUUGAUUUCAAAACAAAAUUGAGGCUCAAAUUCAAAAUUAGAAACAUUGCUCAUGCUAUAUAGAAAAUUCUCAACAAUUUUCAAAAACUAUAAUCAUUGCUCAUGGUAAAAAUGAUCUGGAAUUCUCUCGAAAUAUAUAUUUUUCAAAAAUUAAGACAUUGCUCAGGUUAAACCCAAUCAGAAAAUCAGCUAGAAACCCCCCCAAAAACAACAAAAAUACACACAUUGCUCAUAUUAAUCCCAAAUUUUCCACAGGCAACUACGAUAGCCGCUACCGUGUCCUUUUUCGUCACCUGGGCACACUUUUAGGUGUAAUUUGGAGCGAUUUCGAGGAAAUUGAAGAUUCUCUAGCCGCCACGAUUUUGGAGGAACAAUUUGUGGAAACUGAGUGGGUUUUUUGAGUUUGAAAAAAAAAUUUUUGUUUUUGGACAAAAAAAUGAUUUUCAGAAGUAUUAUCCUAUCUGGGUAAGUUGUAGAAAUGUUGUGAUAUUGUGAAAAUUUUAAAAUUGCCACGUCAUAACCACAUUUUUUCCAGGCACAGUCGGAAGAUGCGCGAAAAAACGUCUCGCAACAAGAAAAUCAAACGCGCUCUAAUGAUAGGCGCCGCCGGCGGCGUGGGCGGCGUUCUAAUUGGGCUCACGGGCGGUCUUGCGGCGCCUUUCAUCGCCGCGUCAGCCGGAAUGUUAGUUGGAAGCACGGCGAUUGCGGGAUUGGCGACGACUGCGGGAGCUGCGGUGCUGGGAACUACGAUGGGUGUGGCUGGAGCUGGUUUCACCGGGUAUAAGGUGGGUUACUGUAUAUCUGGUUUAAAUUUAAUAAAUUUCAAAAAAAAACACGAAUUUCCAUGUCCAGAAAACAAUGAUUUUUGAAUUUUCUUUCAUACAAAAUCCACGUGGAAAAAUAAGAUCCUCAAAUUUUCUAGCAAUUUUUGUCGGGCUCAAAAUCAUAAAUCCACGUGGCACAAAAAUGAUCUGGAAAUUUUUGAAGAGCGCUGAAACUGUGUGAAUUUUCAGCGUAGAAAAUACACGUGGCAAAACUUGGUGUCAAAAAGCGAAAUUUUGAAAUUCAAAAAAUUUGGCUCUAAAAAACAAAUUUUCAAAAUUUCGAAAUUUCCGCCCCGAAAAAUCCAAUAUUUGAAUCUCUUUUUUUAUUUUUGUUUAAAAAAUUUGAAAUUCAAAAAAAAUUCAAAAAAAAAAGUUCUGAGCUCCAAAAUCCUUUUGAACAUCCUUUCUAAAAAUGUAAAAAUUUUUUCUGAAAAUUUCAGAGCUCAAAAUAAUCUCUCAAAGUUUUUUAUAAGCAACAAAAUCCUAAACAAAUUGUUAAGAAGCACUUUUUUGCUGAAAAUUCCAGACAAGAAAAAAAUUUCACAAAAUUGAAAAAUUUUGAAAAUUUCGCGCCGAAAAAUCCACGUGGCAAUAUUCAAUUUUGAAAAUUUUGAAAUUCAGAAUUUAAAAAAAAAUUGAAAGAUUUUUGAAAGGCUAGAAAUUUUUGCUGAAAAUUUCAGAGAUCUUCAGAAUUGACUGAAAAUAAUCUCGAAUGUUUUUUUCAAGCAAAAACAAAUUGUUAAGAAUCAUUUUUGUGCUGAAAAUUUCAGAAAAUACUCCAGGGCUUAAAAAAAUCAAAAAAUCUGGACUUCUGGGGACGAUUUAUCGCUUCAAGACCCAAAAAUUCGAAAUUUUCACGGUAUUUUGGUCUUAAAGCGAUUUUUGGCGCCAAAAUUCUUGAAAAAUCGCUUCGAGACCCAAAAAAUUGAUUUUUUCACGGUUUUUUGGUCUUGACGCAAUUUUUGGCGCUAAAUUGAACGUUUUUUGGGUCUUGAAGCGAUUUGCAAGGUUUUUGGUGCCAGAAAUUUCAAAAAAAAGGUUCGAGAACUAAAAAUUCGAAUUUUUUUUGCUGAAAAUUCCAGCCAAGUCUCAAAAUAAUCCAAUUUUUUCCCCACAGAUGAAAAAACGCGUCGGCGCCAUCGAAGAAUUCACCAUCGAAACCCUAACCAACACGGCCUCCUCCCUCAAAUGCACUCUAGUUGUAAGCGGUUGGAUCGAAAGUGACACAAGUCCCGAACAAGCUUUCGAACAUCAGUGGCGGAAUCUACAACACUCCAAAGAGCAGUACAGUUUGCGAUAUGAAUCUGAAUACUUACAAGAACUCGGAAAUGCUAUUGAGUAUCUGAUGAGUUUCGCAGUGAGUGUGGCAAUUCAACAAACCCUCCUGGAGACGGCCCUGGCUGGCCUGGUUUCAGCUGUCGCUUGGCCUGUGGCCCUUAUCUCGGUCUCAUCGGUUUUGGAUAAUCCGUGGAAUGUUUGUAUUUCCCGCGCGGCUGAAGUUGGCGAACAUUUGGCCGAAGUUUUGUUGAGCAGAUCGCAUGGGAAACGGCCGAUUACAUUGAUUGGGUUCAGCUUGGGAGCCAGGGUUAUUUUUUAUUGUUUGUUGACGAUGAGCAAACGGGCCGAGAGUGCGGGUAAGUGUUUUUAAGGGAUUUAGAGCAUUGCUCAUAUUAAACCUUAAAAUUGCAAUACUUUCUAUGUAAAAUAAAGGCUUUUAGAGCAUUGCUCAUAUUAAUCUUGCAAAAAUUCUGAUUUAUCCACGGAUCAAUAAGAACUAGACGAUUGCUCAUAAAAAACUUCAAAUUUUCUUUAGAAAAUAAGGGUUUUUAA
This is a messenger RNA of Caenorhabditis angaria, 3619 nucleotides long. The record is from the annotation of a GenBank genome assembly. NCBI's taxonomy places the organism in Eukaryota, Metazoa, Nematoda, Chromadorea, Rhabditida, Rhabditidae.